Molecule: messenger RNA, 1926 nt
Organism: Triticum turgidum subsp. durum (durum wheat)
Lineage: Eukaryota; Viridiplantae; Streptophyta; Magnoliopsida; Poales; Poaceae
Source: the annotation of a GenBank genome assembly
AUGUGCAACACCGGCGCCAGCCCUCCCCCCUCGCCGCCGCACCUUCCGCCGCCCCUCACCUGCUUCAAGAAUUCCUCGCACCUGCUCCACCCCGUGGGUGACCACGACGACGACGACGACAGCCACCACCGCGCCCGCGCACUGGCGCUCUCCAAGGUGGCCGGCGAGGCGCGGGCGAUCGGGCGGCUGUCGGUGCCCAUGGCGGUGACGGGGCUCGUCAUGUACUCGCGCAGCUUCAUCUCCAUGCUCUUCCUCGGCCAGCUGGGGGAGCUGGCGCUCGCCGGCGGCUCACUGGCGCUGGGCUUCGCCAACAUCACGGGCUACUCCGUGCUCUCCGGGCUGGCGCUCGGCAUGGAGCCCAUCUGCGGCCAGGCCUUCGGCGCGCGCCGCGGCAAGCUCCUGGCGCUCGCACUCCACCGAACCGUGCUGCUGCUCCUCGCGGUGGCACUGCCCAUCUCCCUCCUGUGGAUCACCUCCACGGGCCACAUACUGAAGCUGCUCGGCCAGGACGAGGGCGUGGCCAGCGCCGCGCAGACGUUCGCGGCGUACGCGUCGGCCGACCUGGCGGUGCUGGCCGUCCUGCACCCGCUGCGGGUGUACCUCCGGUCGCAGAACCUCACGCUGCCGAUCACCGCGUGCUCUCUCUUCUCUGUGCUGCUCCACGGGCCAAUCAACUACCUCCUCGUGGUGCGCCUCCGCAUGGGCGUCGCCGGCGUCGCGCUCGCCGUUGCGCUCACCGACCUCAACCUGCUCCUGGCGCUUCUAUGCUUCCUCGUCAUCUCGGGGGCCCACAAGGACUCCUGGGUGGGUCCGACCUCCGACUGCCUCCGCGGCUGGGGGGCGAUGCUCCGUCUCGCCGUUCCCACUGCCACCGCGGUCUGCCUCGAGUGGUGGUGGUACGAGCUCAUGAUCGUGCUGUCUGGGCUUCUACCCAACCCGCGCGCCACCGUGGCCUCCAUGGGAAUCCUCAUCCAGGCCACGUCGCUCGUCUACGUGUUCCCUUCUUCGCUCGGCCAGGGCGCGUCCACGCGCGUCAGCCACCAGCUCGGCGCGGGUCGCCCGGCGGGCGCCCGCCGUGCCGCUGGCGCCGCGCUCUUCAUCGGCCUCGUCAUUGGCGCCGUAGCUUCCACCUUCAUGAUAUCCGUCCGCAACCACUGGGGCCGCAUGUUCACGUCGGACUCCGAAAUCCUGCGGCUCACCGCGGUGGCGCUCCCAAUCGCGGGGCUGUGCGAGCUCGGCAAUUUCCCGCAGACCGCCGGGUGCGGGGUGCUCCGGGGGAGCGCGCGGCCCGCCAGCGGCGCUCGCAUCAACCUGGCCUCCUUCUACCUCGUGGGCAUGCCGGUGGGGUUGGCGCUGGCCUUCGGCGCGCGCCUUGGCUUCGCUGGGCUGUGGCUCGGCCUCCUGGCGGCGCAGGCCGCCUGCGCGGUGUGGAUGGCGCGGGCCGUGGCCGCCACUGACUGGGACGUCGAGGUGGCGCGCGCCAAGGAGCUGACGAAACCCACUACCAGCUCCAACAACUCCGAAUGCAACACCAACACAUCAAGCGACAGUGCUGCCGCUAGCACCAAAAAAGCGGUAACUACUACUAGCAGCAAUGCCGGUGGUAACCAGAGCAAAAACGGCUACGUGCCGAUCAGCGAGAGCGGCAACGACGACGCGCUACAGAAACUGGAGGAAGGGCUCAUGUCCAUGGCCAGCUCUGGUGGUGCCAGCAGCAUCGGCGGCAGCAAUGGCGACACGAAUGCGGUGGAUAGAGACAGCGAGAGCAGCAGCAGCUUCAGCGGCAGCGGUGCUGUUUGUACGGCGGAGGAAGGAAAGGAGCAGUGCGUCUCGGAGAGGGCCCCGCUCAUCAGAGUGGGGGACGUGGAGGAGGAGGCGCACGAGCACGAUGGCGAUGGCGAUGGCCGUGGGGGCGGCCUGGUCUAG